This is a messenger RNA of Cadophora gregata, 963 nucleotides long. RefSeq names its product mitochondrial 54S ribosomal protein mrpl1 (gene MRPL1). The transcript is spliced from 2 exons. The record is from RefSeq and is a predicted model, not a curated record. Lineage: Eukaryota; Fungi; Ascomycota; Leotiomycetes; Helotiales; Ploettnerulaceae. Bases 1 to 963 code for a protein of 320 amino acids.
AUGGCGACAGCAAGACCCUGCCUAGCUCAAUUGAGCAGCUUAUGUUUAGCAUCGAGUCGGCCAGCAUCUCAAAGAGUCUCGUCGAGGCUGCUCAGCACAACAGCCAUUUUGGCAGCCCGAGGAGCAAACGCUCCGAAAAUCCUCGCGAAGUCGGACAAGUUGAAGCUGAAUAAAACGAGCUCGAAUCCCCAAAAGAACAAGAAGAAGAGCGAUGAUUCGAAGAAGAAAAAGAAGGCACGGACGACUUAUAUUCAGUAUGAUCAGCGAGAUGCCGAUCGAUUCUCUCUCUGCGAUGCUAUGCGAUACAUACGGGCAUUUGAGGUUGGACAGAAACCAACAUCGGUGAAAUACGAGAUGCACAUAAAAUUCAAGUCCCUGAAGAACGGUCCCGUGGUACGAAAUCGACUACGGCUUCCACAUCCCGUCAAGACCGAUGUUCGAAUAUGUGUCAUUUGCCCGCCCGAUUCGAAGUAUGCGAAGGAAGCUCUCUCAGCUGGAGCCACAUUAGUAGGGGAGGAGGAAAUCUUCGAGGCUGUGAAGGAUGGACGGAUCGACUUUGACAGAUGUAUUUGCCAGACGGAUUCUCUGGACAAGAUGAACAAGGCUGGACUGGGUAGAUUCCUUGGACCGAAGGGCCUGAUGCCGAGCACCAAGCUGGGAACUGUGGUAAAGGAUCCAGCUGGAAUGUUGAAAGAUUUGAUUGGAGGCGCGGAAUACAGAGAACGUCUAGGUGUGGUACGGAUGGCGGUUGGACAGUUAGGGUUCACACCCGAGGAGAUGCAGAGGAACAUCAAGGCCGUGAUUGAAGCUGUGAAGAAGGAUAUGGCGAACAUGAGUGACAAGAUCAGUAAGGAGGUGGCUGAAGUGGUUUUAAGCUCGACGAAUGCUCCAGGAUUUCCUCUCAGUGGAGAGUUCAGGUCUCUGAAUUCAGAUAUCACUCCGAGGGAUUUGUCAACCUCAUAG